Linum trigynum is the source of this 4871-nucleotide messenger RNA. The record is from the annotation of a GenBank genome assembly. Lineage: Eukaryota; Viridiplantae; Streptophyta; Magnoliopsida; Malpighiales; Linaceae.
CAACUACAUAUUUGUGAAAAAAUUAUUAUCCCUAAAAAGUCGGUAAAGAACAACAUAACAUUUGUUUUCCAUGAGAUCAGUGCACGGAGUAUAAAUUUGGAAUUACACCCUGCAUGCAUCAGAUGAAUGAGGUAGAACAAUUUGCAAAUUGGUUGUAAAUAGUUAGUUGAGCAAUGUACUCAAACUACUAUCAUUUCUUAAAUAUGACAAACAACCAUGUAACAGUUUCAUUGAGCGAAGUCAGUUAAUCUUGGAAGUUAGGAGUUUAAACCAAUAAUAUAGGUGGAUCGACUGAUAGAUAAUUGAGACUAUUCAACAUAUUAAAUCAUCAUUUAUUGACCAUCACAGCCAGUUAGAAAGCAAAUUAUUAGAAUUAUACCAAGGAGAUCCAAAAUUUUGGUUCAGUUGUACUAAGUUAAUGGAAUCCCAUCAAUAUAUUAGUAAGUAAAUGGUUUCCACGUAGUUUUUAAAAGAGUAAUUCAAGUAUGUUUUCAUUCAAUAGCGAUCAAUAACAAUUUCAUUCAAGUUUUGUGGCAGUAAUGACUUGUGUGAAUCUUUUUAAGAUAGAUUACCCAAAUUCAUUACUACAUACAUCGCAAUCAUAAAUCAAAUUCGUAGUUUGCAAAUUACCCAAAUAAACUACCGUUUGAAUUUACUACCAAAAACCUAGGAUUUAGAAAAGUAGCACAUAGUUUUUACUCAUUAGGGUUUAGAUGACAGUACAACUAGGGAUGUCAAUCCAACCCGUAACCAUUACCCGACCGUAACCGGUCAACGAGGGUAAUUACCCGCUUUGACGGGUUAAGGGGCGGGUAUGGGUAAUACCCGGUUUCAAAAUAAAGGGUAGGGUACGGGUAUGGUAAUCGAUAAUACCCGCCCCGUUAUACCCGCCCCGCUAACCAAAGGAUCAAUUUCCCUUGAGAAAUUUAGUUUAGCUUGAGAAAUUGAGUUUAACUGUCAUUAUUGAUGAUGAAGAUGCAGGCGAUUAUUAUGUUUGUGUGGAUUUUAGAAGCAAGAACAAUUAUUAUGUGUUUGCUAUUUUUAUUUGUGUGCAUUGUUGAAGCUAGAACAGUAACAAUUAUUGAGAAUUUUUAAUGGACAAUAAUAUGUAUGUGCAUAUAUGUGUAUAAGUUCAUAGUUUAGGAUUCGUACCCAUGAUUACCCGAAUACCCGUGGUUACCCGGUGGGUAGGGUAUGGUUAUAUAAUUUUCAUACCCGAUGGUUUUUUGGUCGGGUAUUUUAGAAGGCUCUACCCAGUGGAUUAGGAGUUGGUAUAGGGUAAACCCGAACCCGACCCUACCCAUUGCACCCACCAAAAUUUACUAUUCAAGAUUUAGAUGGUGUUUUUGCACCCACCUCCUAUUGAACAUGCAUUUUGAUUAGGCAAUUCAAAAUCUUUAAUCACAAUACAACGAACAAAGAAUGAAUGAAUUUUUAAAAAAUUAUUUGGACUAGAAUUAUUUAGUAGCCAAACCUUUAUAAUUUGGCAAAAUAAUAGUUAGAACUUUUGAAAUACAAUAUAAUAACCGAAUCGUUAAAUUUUCAUCCGCCAUCUCGUUCGUUAACUUUUCAUCCGACAUCUCGUUAGCUGACAAUGACGUGGUAGCUUAAUUGAUGAGUUUGGUGAAUUUUAGUGAGGUGACAAAGAGUUAAUCAACUUGUUUAACUAUGUUUGGAAAUUUAUUAGUUUUUAAAAAUCGUGUAUGAUUUUCAUCUAUAGAUUUCUUUUAAAUAUGCUUGUAUGAUAAGUGGUCCAAGUAUUAAAUUAAGGCAAAGCGCCCAAGCCCAUAAUACAUUCUAGCGGAACUCAAAUAGAAGAGGAAUCAAACUCAAGCAUCGGGAAGAGAGAUUGCAAUUGUAGGGUAGAAAAAUGAUUGGUCCAAACUGACCAAACUGUACUUCCUAUGAUUGCACAGAGAGCUAGCUUUUUCAAUUGUGCAUGUUCUCACGGCGAAUAUCUAUAUAGUUGGGAGGAUUAUCGACUAUAAGGUUAUGCACCUAAUCCACUUGGAAAUGGGAACGGAUUAGGUCAGUAACCAGCUAACAUCAGCAUGACAUCAGCAUCACUUUCUCUCUCCUGGAAAGCCUUUAAUUUUCCCUUUCUUAAUCUUUGACGGACGAUUUCUCACUCGUUUUAAGUUGAUUUUUUUUGCACAGUUAGAUCAGAUUAAUUGUGUUCUUCAAAAUGAUAUCCAUUUUGAUAUAUUUUUCGAACAAAAAAAAUUGAGCCAUUUUUUACUAGUCUAUACCAUAUGGUAUGAACUUGUAUUGAAAUAAGAACAUACCUAUGGUUUGAAAAGCGUACCAUGGUGGUAUGAACAAACCAAGACUGUAGGAUGGUUGAAUACAUGAUAGUAGAAGUAUAUUAACUGUCAUUUACGACUUUUAUCAUUGUGUAACACAAUAUACCACCCCGUACCAGGGUGGUAUUGUAUGGUAUUGUGUGGUAUUUUUUGGUCAUGUAAUUUGUUCACCCAGAAAUUUGUAGAUCCAAUAGAUCAUGAUGAACUCCUCUCUUCUGUGAAAACGUUUUCAAAAACGAAUUAAAAAAGAAGAAAAUACCAUAUGGUAUGCAGUUGGUACCGAGAGGCCAUAAUUUUUUUUUCUCAAAAAAUAUUGAAAAUUGAUCUCAUUUUGUAGAGCACGAUGAACUCGUUCCAUCUGUGCAAAAAAAAAAUCCGAGUUAAAACGAAAAAUAUAUGAGCCGAUUAAAAAAGUUAGGAAAAAUAAAAAUGGUCUUUAAUUCUCCAUCCUUAGAUCUGAAUUUUCUAAAUAAAGGGUCCAUAUUUGAUUAUUGAUGGGUGUAUAACUCAUGAUUAUGCACCCUAUCUUGAGCCUGUCAAAUUCAUAACCCUGAUUUUUAUGAGUAGAGCCGUAGUUUAGAUCCAUGUUUAGGCUGGACUUGAAUCGGUUUGUUGUUCACAAAAACCAUUCCGACCCAAUAUAGGAUUUAUGUUCAUGGCCCAUCUCCGGCCCGCUGAAAUCCAGAUUCAACUAGGAAAAAGUGAAAUCCAGAUUCAACUAGGAAAAAGGAAAGAACCCGCCAAAACUACAGAAGCCGUCUUUUAUUCCUUAUCCAGUAAAGAAAUGGAUAGCUAGUGCAGUUAUUAUAAACUAGCCUAUUACCCGGCCCGUAAAGGGUAAUACCCUUUUUCGUGAGUGAGAUUUCAAGUUUAAUUUCAGACAGUAACAAUUUGUUAUUACCCUUUGUUUUACUGAACUGCAGCUUAGCUGGUGUAGAGACUAGUGAAAAAGACCCAGAGACGGUACAAGUUGAAGUACAUAAUGUAACAGAAAGGCUGGAGGACGAGGAGGCAUUGAUAUGGAAGCCUCCUAGGGAGAUGUUCACCAACAUAGCAAAGAAAUUGAUCGACUGCAGAAGCUUCCGCACUUGCUGCAGGACACUUAAAUCAGUCAUACCUCUCCCGCCUCCACCGUAUCCAUGGUUCUUCUACUUCAAGCACUACAAAGGGAACCUCAAUUUCCAGGACUUGAUGUACGGGCACACACACGAGAAACAAGUCGACGAUUCUCUUUCGACCGCAGAAGUCGUGUUCUCGAAGAAGUGUUGGUUGGUCAUGACGAUGAUGAAGCGCAUGGCGAAUCCGGAGUUGGAUCCGGAUCUACCAGUUAGACUCCACAUUACAUUCUACAACCCUUUUACGAAGGAAGCUCGCACUGUUCCUGAGAUGGUACCCUAUCCUUGUUCCCCUUCGAGCUUCGGGAUCUCAGCUCCGCCUACUUCUCCGGACUGUUGUGUAAUUGCAAUGUGGGAAGAUUUACUAAAGGAGGUAGUCUUCAGUUUCAUGAGAUUGGAAGACCAAUGUUGGCAUUUUUUUCUUCGACCGCACGACCAGCACGAAUUCCAACCGAGCUACCACAACACUCCGGUUUUCCUCGACGAUAAGUUCUACUUCUUGGAUAAGGCAAGGAGACUGGGUGUUUUUAGCUAUGGUCGUGGCUAUGGGAGCGAGUUCACAUGGACGUGGGAUGUAUACGAUUGGAAGCUACUAGACAAAGUUGGUGAGCAGGCUGAACAUCUACGCGAUGAGCCUGGACUCGAGCUGGAGUAUCUGGUGGAAUGUGGAGGCGAAAUCCUAGCAGUACUGGUGACAGACUUUGGCGAAUUCGUUAGAGUUUACAAAUUUGAUCAGGAACACGAAGGAUGGUUGGAAGUGGAGGAUUUGGGAUCACACAUGUUGUUUGUCAGCAGGACGUCGUGUUUUUCCCGUGUGGAAGAGGUUGAUGGGACGGGGAACAAGAUCUACUUUUCUCGAGUAUCCACGAAGCAGCAGAGCGUGAUGUUUUAUUCGUUGGAUACGCGUAAAUAUCAAACGUUCAACUCUAAAGAUCACGCCAUGGAAGACUUCCAACCUACUUCUGAAGUUUGUUUGAGUGGUUGGAUUGAAACUGCCCUGAGAUAAGCACUUUCUAAUUUCCAUACAUAUAUGUAUGUCCAUUACAAAUAUCAAGUAUAGUUGCUCCGCGUAAUGUCUAAGAGUAAGUGGGUUGAUCUUUUUACGAGUCAAGAUGAAUUCUGUAAACAAAUUAUCAAAGUAUCGUCAGAUUAACUAAUUACGAUCUAUCAAGAACUUUGCCUUCGUUCUUCCUCCAUCCCCUGUUUCUAGUGCAUCCAAAACACAUUUUUAUUCAAAUGAAUGAUGCAGGAUAGCAUCCGUGGGCCUUGGUGUCGAGUUGAGCUUAGUCAUUAGGGAUUAAUUGUUAGUUAAUUGUAGGGUUAUUAUGGUUAUUUGUAAUAUUCGUAUUAGUUUAUUGUGUCUUGUUGAGUAAGUUAUUAGUUACCUUGUUAGAGUGAGAUAGGGUUAGCUAUUAGGUUUUCUUACGUUUUCCUAUAAAUAUGUACUUUGUGG